UGCCUGUCCUCCUAUACCCAAGCUAUGCUUCUGGGUGGCCUGAAGCAGCUGAGGUUUCAGCUGCGAACAGUAGAGUCCACCUUGACCCGGGGCAGCUGGCUGCGGUCAGUGUGCCGCAGCAGCAGCGGGCUCCCCUUCCAGGAAGGAGAAGGGAAGGCAUCUUCCUUUUCAGAAACAAGAUGGAAAGACACAGCAGAGACAGUAAUCAUUGGAGGUGGCUGUAUUGGUGUGAGCCUAGCUUACCAUCUGGCCAAAGCUGGAAUGAAGGACGUGGUGCUUUUGGAAGCAUCGGAACUCACUGCUGGAUCUACAUGGCAUGCAAGCUCAUCACUGGGAGUUCCCUAUAUCAGUGAAAUCACAAGUCUGGUCCACUUCAAUACAAUCUCCACACCUACAAUUACUGCAAAUAAUUGUAUUUGGAAGAAGUAUUCAUUGUUGGAUUCAUAAUGAUUACUUUGUUCCUGGGAUAUCUCUUGCUGAAAAUGUUCACUCUGGCCUCAUAAUUUGCUAGACUACUUUGUAUCUUUUCUUUAUCUCCACAACCCCCUACUUUGUAUUAUAUUUAUUUUUGAUCGUGUUGGGGGCAGAGAACAAUUCAAUGGUGCCUUGCACAUGGUGCUUUAAU
Phascolarctos cinereus (koala) is the source of this 625-nucleotide messenger RNA. Its product is annotated as dimethylglycine dehydrogenase, mitochondrial-like. Gene Ontology annotation, cellular component: mitochondrion; cytoplasm; mitochondrial matrix. Gene Ontology annotation, molecular function: dimethylglycine dehydrogenase activity. Lineage: Eukaryota; Metazoa; Chordata; Mammalia; Diprotodontia; Phascolarctidae. The record is from RefSeq and is a predicted model, not a curated record.